Messenger RNA from Acanthamoeba castellanii str. Neff, 1452 nucleotides. RefSeq lists its product as uncharacterized. Bases 1 to 1452 code for a protein of 483 amino acids. Gene Ontology annotation, cellular component: mitochondrion. The transcript is spliced from 7 exons. The record is from RefSeq and is a predicted model, not a curated record. Lineage: Eukaryota; Discosea; Longamoebia; Acanthamoebidae.
AUGCAUCAGCAACGACACGGAGAUUACGACAGCGAGCAGCAGCAGCGUAGCAGAGGGCAGCGAAGCAAACGGGGGCCGCGUAGUGGAGGACGCAAGACCGAGGAGGUGCGAUCGUGGCGUCGUCAGCUCCUGCUACGCGUCCAUCCAGAUCUCUUCCAGGCGCCCCAGCACGCUCACGCCCGUGCCGUCAACCAGCGCUCCCUCCAGGCCUUCCAGUCCCUCGUCGCCCUCGCUGGGCACACCCCCUCAUCUACUUCCACCACCACCACCUCGCUGCCGGCCGUCGACGAUGCCCACCCGCUCUUCACCUUCCACUUCUACUUGCGCCCGGCCCACGUCGAAGCCGACUCUGAUGACGUGGCCGAUGUCCCACCGCGGGCGUCGACGACGACGGCCGAGGGCAGCAGUAGCGGCGGCGGCGAGGAGGAGCUGCGCGAGGUGCGCUACGCGUUCCAUCCGGCGCCCGAAGUGCGACGCAACGCGGUGCGGCUGCGGCGCGCGGCGGAGGAGUGCAUGCUGCAGCUCUUCUCGCUCGCCGGGCUCAUCCAGCCGUUCGCGGCCUCCCCGACUCCCGAGCUGAAGACGCAGGACGGGUGGAUCAGGACGAACUGGAACGAGGACGCCCUGCGCCAGAAGGCCAUCGAAGCCAUCCGGUUCGCUCCUGCCGAGGUAAAGAUGUCGUACCAGGAGGAACUUGCCGCCAUGCUCGAUCCCGACAUGAUCUUCUUCGACAAGCUCACCCACUCUCAAAAAAUGCGUGCGGUGGAGAGCCUCACGAUGAACCUCGAGCGGUUGGGCUACGCAGAUUGGGCACACUUGCCCCUCCUCAUUGGGAAGCAGUACUCGCGGCGGGCUGAGGGCAUCGUGGUGAUCCCCUAUAACUUCACAGUGCCCAGGUUGGUGGAGUAUCUCAACAAGCACCUGGCGGACAUCAAGCGGGAACGGGAGCACAUCCGUGCCGACGUGCACCUCAUCGCCGACCUCUCCCACCGCCUACAGGAGCGCCUCGGCCUCCAAGAUGUGUCGGUGUGGGGCUCCAAGCGAGCGGCCAUCGGCUGCCUCCAGCGGCUGACGGACAUCGCGGGCCACAUGGCCUCGCACAACCUCACCCACGCCACCCUCGUUCUCACCGACCUCAUCUCCGCGCCCCAACCACAAGAAGACGAAGACGAAAGAGAAGAGGAGCAAGAAGACGGUGGUCUCAAGGUCGACGGAACAACGACAGAGGAGGAACUGGAUGAGCCAGAGGAGCAGUUCCGAUACGAUCCCAGCACUCGACGGCUGUUCGUGCGAAAGGACUUCAACAAGGCGGGCCUGCUCGCCUACCUCCGCCGCGUCCGGCCACGCCCGGACGACAUCGUCGAGGCCCCGCCGUCUUCCACCGCUCCGCCCACGCUCGCCACCUCUUCCUCUUCCGCCUUUCUCAAGAGCGCGCAAGUACCCACAAGCUGA